Molecule: messenger RNA, 3728 nt
Organism: Culex pipiens pallens (northern house mosquito)
Lineage: Eukaryota; Metazoa; Arthropoda; Insecta; Diptera; Culicidae
Exons: 2
Coding region: 1772-2959 (395 amino acids)
Source: RefSeq, a predicted model, not a curated record
AUAAGACCACUCAGAGGUUCUUGAACCAUACAGGUUCUGGAACCUUCAUCUAAUUGUUUGAUCGGAACAUUCCACAAGGUCAUAAACCUGUGGAAUGCAUAAUGUAAAGUUUGUUCCGAGACCUUAUCUGAAGAAGGUUCGUUGCACCUCCAAAUAAGAGAGAGUGCAUUAGUCUUAUCUUUAUGCUUAGGCUAAUAGACCGGUCAAACAACCAGAGGGCUAUGACCGGUCGCGUUCCUAACACUGUUAGGAACGCAUAUAAAUAGGUAAGAUAUUUGAAAUAAAGUCAGUCGAGGUUGAAACUGCAAACCGUCUUUAGUUGAAUUAUAACUAGCCCCUGUCUCCACAUUGGUGGCAGCAAAAAGAACACACGCCGUAGUCAAAGCGUGAAGUGAACUCGACAGUCAUUGAAAGUUAAGUCCGUGCGUGUUGUUAACGUAAAAAUAAAAUCUUCGUUUUCCAAAACAAUUUGACACCGCGCAAUUUUGCCAAAAACGUGAUCGAUAACAAUAAGUUAGUGCAAAUUCCAAGUGGAAAACACGAAACACUAUGACAGUUUUUCAAAUCUUCUGUUAAGGAAAAUUAAGUGUCAUCAGUGUCGUUUACAAUCAUAAAAAAAGUGCUGAAUGCAAAUUAGCUGAAAAUCCGUACAGAAGGAAAGUCAUCAAACAUCGAAGUCAUCGAUUCCAGCAUCAUCGACAGCAGCAGCAGCAGGAGCUCUGCCUUCCUGUGACAGCAGAUCACGUCAAAAUCAUCGAUUCCAGCAUCAUCGACAGCAGCAGCAGCAGGAGCUCUGCCUUCCUGUGACAGCAGAUCACGUCAAAAUCAUCGAUUCCAGCAUCAUCGACAGCAGCAGCAGCAGGAGCUCUGCCUUCCUGUGACAGCAGAUCACGUCAAAAUCAUCGAUUCCAGCAUCAUCGACAGCAGCAGCAGCAGGAGCUCUGCCUUCCUGUGACAGCAGAUCACGCCAAAAUCAUCGAUUCCAGCAACAUUAACAGCAGCAGCAGCAGAACUCUGUCUUCCUGUGAUUCAACAGCAGAAUUCGUCAAGGUUAGCAAGCAACAGAAAUGAUUAUUCCCUUGUUCCUGGCUAAUUUAAUCCAGCUGGCAUUAACAACGAGUCCCGUGGAAGUAUCCCCGCUCUACAAUCAUGGUAUUAUAUAUGAAAAAUUACCAGAUGUUAAAUUGGAACUAGGCAAAUAUAAUUGCAGUCUUUUCAUGAUUUAAGUUCCAUUGCAGAAGAAAUAAAUCAACUUGAAAAAUUAACUCCCGUUUUAAAUAAUAGUUGCACAAAAUUAGCAACAUCUUUUGGAAUUGAUUGCAUCAGAAUUGUUAAUGAUGUUUCGUUUGUUAUGACUGACAUUAUUAAUGCAAGAGAAAUAUUUUCAGACUCUUGCAAUAAUAAAAGGUCCAAACGACAAAUCAAUUUUGUAGGCCAUAUAUUUAAAGAAAUUACAGGGGUAAUGGAUCAUGAUGAUUCCGCUAGGAUAGAUACGGAUUUAAAAAAUUUACAUGAAAAUGAAAUGAUACUUAAAAACCAACUAAACAAGCAAACAAUCGCCAUUGACUCUAUUUUUGAGGAAAAUAAUAAAACAAUUUAUUCUAUGCAAAAUAAACUAACAGAAUUUUCAAAAAUCAUUGAUCACUAUAAUAACAAAAAUAGCGAUGAGAGAACCAAAAAUUUAGUAAGAAAUUAAUUCUCGUUUAUUUUAACUGAAUUAAAUUUUGGAUUAUCACAUCUAAGGAGAAAGAUAAAUUUAUUCCAAACUUUAAUGGAAACUGGAAAAGUUCCUCUUACUCCUUCAGUAUACAGUCCAUCCAGAUUUUAUGAUGAUUUGUUAAAAAUAAAUGAAAAAUUACCGUACGGGUUUUCAAUGCCAUUUGAAUUAAAAUUGCAAAAUAUUAUGAAAUAUUAUGCAAUAAGUGAAGUAACUUCAGUGUUACAUGAUUGUAAAAUUUAUGUAAACAUCCAAUUUUCUAUCAGCAAUCAUGUUUUGUAUGAAGCUUAUAAGGGAACAAGUGUACCUAUUAUGAAAAACGGUAAAAUGUUUAUCACUACAUUUGAAAAGGAGGUAAUUCUUAAAUCUCCUAAUUCAAAAAUUGGUAUGCUUGCAACAUAUGCAGAAUACAAAACCUGCAAAAUAGUGCAAAACCUUAGAAUUUGUCCAUCGUUUCACAUAUUGGAAGACUUAUCUAAAUUGACAGAUUGCAAUGUACAAGCUUUCUUCAAUACUUCGAGUAAUUCCUGUUUUUCUCAACCUAUUAAUUUAAAACAUCAAAUUUGGGUACAAAUGGUAGAUGAAAACUCAUGGGUUUUCGCUGUUCCAAACAUAACCCAACUAGAUGUAUUAUUUAAUAACAAACACAUGUCAUACGAAAUAUCAGGAAUAGGAAAACUUAAAAUCUUACAACCAGCUUUGAUAAAAUCACAAGAAGUGCUUUUGCAUUAUUAUCCAAAAGAUUUCACAAAAAUUCAAUAUAAUAAUUUUAAGAUGAGUUUUUCACACACACCUCUUGAAGUGAAAUUAAUUGAUAAAAAGGUUCCUGAUACUUUGGAAACAAAAAUAAUCACAAAUGCAAAUAGUAAACAAUUAUUUCAUGAAAUCGUAAAUUUGAAAAACAUGAAUCAAGAUAAGAUGCAACUUUUAGAUGUCGAAUUAGAAAGACACACCUUUAGUUUUUGGACGUUUUUUAUGUAUGUAAUUUUGGCAGUUCUAUUCUUGUUUACUCUGUUUCGGAUUUACACGUAUUGCAAAUCCAAAUUUUCGAGGGGGAGGGGAUCUCGGUGCCGGACUCAAGAAGAAGAAAUAAAUUCUCAGGAAAUACAGGAGCUUAACCCAAGAAUCAAUACAAAUAUGUUACUACCUAGUUCAGCGUAUAUAGUAGAACUCGAUAAUAAUAAAAUGAAUUCUAAAAAAAAUGUAAGGAAAAAACCAGUAUACAUGAAUAUUAAUGUAUAAACUACAAGAUUAUCACAUUAUUGAAAUAUAUAAAUAACUAAUAAUAAAUAUAAUAAAUGAAUCAAUAAAUAUAAUUUAUAUAAUGUGAAAUAAAAAUCAAAUGAUUAAAAGCUAGAUUUCUACACCAGAGAACAUUUUCGCAAAAUGAUCUUGAAAAUAAAAUGUAUAGAUGUUCAUUGAUUGAAGAUUAUAUUUAUAAUAAAAAACAAAAGUUUCAUAAACGAAACUUUUUCAGAUAAGGGUGAGUGAUGUGGCGAUAAGACCACUCAGAGGUUCUUGAACCAUACAGGUUCUGGAACCUUCAUCUAAUUGUUUGAUCGGAACAUUCCACAAGGUCAUAAACCUGUGGAAUGCAUAAUGUAAAGUUUGUUCCGAGACCUUAUCUGAAGAAGGUUCGUUGCACCUCCAAAUAAGAGAGAGUGCAUUAGUCUUAUCUUUAUGCUUAGGCUAAUAGACCGGUCAAACAACCAGAGGGCUAUGACCGGUCGCGUUCCUAACACUGUUAGGAACGCAUAUAAAUAGGUAAGAUAUUUGAAAUAAAGUCAGUCGAGGUUGAAACUGCAAACCGUCUUUAGUUGAAUUAUCACUAGCCCCUGUCUCCACAACAGCGUUAAAAAUAUAAUGAUUCUUCCUCAGCAGGAAACUCUUGCCGGUGCUCGCACUCCCUGUGGAUCACACAUACAACGGCCCGACUUGCACGCCUCCAGAACCGCCUUCUGCUGCUCGUCCAGCACUUCCGGUUCCACCGACCUAAACCGUGUCAGCUUCU